Molecule: messenger RNA, 2181 nt
Organism: Phoenix dactylifera (date palm)
Lineage: Eukaryota; Viridiplantae; Streptophyta; Magnoliopsida; Arecales; Arecaceae
Source: RefSeq, a predicted model, not a curated record
GAGGAAAAAACAAAAUUCCCCCUUCCAAAGCAGCCUAUCUCAAGUAGUCCACCCCCACCCAACUGCCAUCUCUUUCCCAGCCAAAUUCCGAUCCCAACCCCCACCGCCAUCCAUGGAUCUCCAGCUGGAGGAGCUCGAGUCCCUGACUCUCACGGACGUCCUCCGCGAGUCCGUCGCCAUUCCCCGCUCCUCUCCUCGCACCUUCGCCCUGAUUACCCUCACCCUCGUCUUCCCCCUCUCUUUCGCCGUCCUUGCCCACACUCUCUUCACCCACCCCAUCCUCCGCCACCUCCAAUCCUCCUCCUCCUCUUCUUCUGGCGGAUGGGCCCUUCUCCUUCUUUACCAGUUCGUCUACCUCCUCUUCCUCUUCACCUUCUCCCUCCUCGCCACCGCAGCCGUGGUCUUCACGGUGGCCUCCCUCUACACCGCCAAGCCCGUCUCCUUCCGCUCCACCAUCGCCGCCAUCCCCCCAAUCCUUCCCCGCCUCCUCCGCACCUUCCUCUGGGUCGCCCUCCUCAUGCUUCUCUACAACCUCGCCUUCGCCCUCGCCGUCCUCCUCCUCCUCCUCGCUACCCCCUCCGUCGACUCCCCCUCCUUCCUCCUCGGCCUUGCCCUCGUCCUCCUCGCCUUCCUCGCCGCUCAUGUCUACAUCUCCGCCAUCUGGCACCUCGCCAGCGUCGUCUCUGUCCUCGAGCCCCUCUGCGGCCUCGCCGCCAUGGCCAAGAGCCGCGACCUCCUCCGCGGCCGCGCCCGCAUGGCCGCCGCCUUCGUCGUCACCUACCUCGGCUUGUGCGGCCUCAUCGGCUGGGCCUUCCGCGCCGUCGUCGUCAAGGGCCCCGACGAGGAGGGCAGCGCCCAGGCUGGGACCGGGACCAAGGUCCUCAUUGGCGGGGCCCUCGUGGCAGUGCUCGUCGUGCUGAACCUGGUGGGAUUGCUGGUGCAGAGUGUGUUCUACUACGUGUGCAAGAGCCACCACCACCAGCAGAUUGAUAAGAGCGCGCUCUACGACCACCUCGGCGGCUAUCUCGGGGAGUAUGUGCCCCUGAAGAGCUCCAUCCAGAUGGAGAACCUCUGAAUCUCUGAAUUGAAUCGUGCCUAUUGCUAAUUCUUCAUCAUUUCAAGGAGACAAUGGUGAUAGUGACUGGGAAUUCUGGUUUGGACUGGUGGGCCACAUUCCCUCAUCAGGUUCGUUGAAACAUCAUCUCUUCUGUUCAGGAAGUACAUCCUCAGAGAGGUGGAACCCUAGAUGUGGCAGGGGCAGCACGAAAGGCAUCUAUGUGUGGUGGUGUACCGUAUUGGGUACAAACUUGCUGAUGCCAGCCUCUUGGACUCGGCCAAGGCUUUGUUGAACCUAAUUAUCAACCCUUGUUAUUAAAACCAGUUUGAUCGUCCCUAGAUGCUGCCUAUUUCCAGAUCGUUGCCAUUCUCCCAUUGGAAAUUUAAAUUCAAACGUCUCUCUCCUCCUCCUACCCUCGCUUCCUAGCUUUGCAAACCAAUUCGAUGUGACUUCUAAGCCGUCUCCUGCAGUUGAAAGUAUCACAAUCAUCCCUGUAAACCAUCCAACAUUUCCACCUGUCUUUCUUCUCUAAUCCCUGUUGCAAGGUUUUUACAGGGAUUUUACAGUGUCUUUCUUCUACUCGGUUGGCUUCUACUAGACCAUUUGUAGCUAGCUCAUCUUCCCCAGCAACUUUUAAGUGGUGUUCGUUACUGAGAAAAAAUAAAUUGGAAGUUUGAGGGAUUGAAGAGAAGAGUCUCUAGGUAGAAAACCUUCUCUUCAUCAACUCUCUUACUGCCGGAGACUUUGUCAAGCUGGGUAAAGGCCGUGGCCUUCGUCCACUCUAGAAGACCCUGUUGCUUCUGCUAGUAGUUUGGAGAACCUGGAAUGAAUUGAGAUGCAAAACAAGUUGCCUUCCAGUGGGUGUUUCUUUCAGGACGUAAAUAGAAGUGAAGGCAAUUUAUCACUGUUUUGAGUAGCUCUAAUCUCGCUUCAAUGGAUUGCUGUUUUGGGUCUCCAUGCCACUGGUUCCGGUUCAACAUGGUUUGUUUGGUGGGAUGAGGCAGAUUUCCAAUCUACUUCUCUCCUCAAGUGUUCUGUGUUUCUUUUUUUUUUGGUUGUUGUUCUUUUGGUGCCAAGUAUGUAAUAAAUGCAAAUUGGAAGCUCUAUGGGAAGAAGCAAAGAUU